UAAUAAAGAUAUAACGUAUCAGUGUAGAACGCUUAUGGUUCUUCUCCCGUCUUUGUAUUCCUCGAAGGGCAAAAUCGAAAGGUCGAUCGAGAAUUGAUUUGAGAUACGUACCUUUCCCAUUCCGUUUCGAGGGCUUUCUGUCACCGAAAUGUCAUCGCCGUUGGGGGAAGUCUCUGCAGACGUUCAACCGGCAGAUUUGAAGAAACCGAACCUCCGCAAAGCAUUCAACCUCCUUAAAACCCACGCCGCUGCGGUUGCCAACUUCACCCUUCAAUGGCAGGAUCUGGAGGACCACUUCAACUCCAUCCACGACUCAAUCGAAGCCAAACUCCAACAACUCCAAUCCAACCAGAACCAAACCGCUUCAGGCCUCCAAUCUCAAGCCAAAUCACUAGAUGUCAAACUCGAUUCUGCAGAUACCCAAUUCACUCCGACUCUUCAAUCCCAGGACAAAUGCAAAGAGAUCCAAUUUACUUCUAAAGAGACCCAAUUGGUUCCACCCAUUCUAUCCCAAUUCGAUUCUAACGAAACCGAGUCGAUUCCUGCCCUUAAAUCAGAAACGAAGUCAAAAGAAACCCAAGUGACAACCCUUCAAAACCGAAAAAAAAAGGAAGAAUCUUGGCCUGAAAAUGCCUCUUUUAAUGGCAUUCCGAUAUAUGAUGGGAAAGAGUUGUUAUUGUACGUGAAUGAGCAUUUAAAAGAUCUCGCAUCGUUGCGCAAUGAUAUAUGUAAUGCGCUCAAGCUUUCGGUGGAUUCUGGAAAGCUAGUGUUGGAGGCAAUGAAAUGGUUUUAUUUACCAGAGUUAAAGAAGGGGGAUAUGAAUAUUGAGGUUUCUACCAGAAGGAAGAAUUGUGUGCUAUUGUUGGAGGAGUUGAUGAGAGUGAGACCACUGAUUAAAGCAGACGUGAGAGAAGAAGCUGUGAAACUAGCCCUUGAGUGGAAGGCAAAUAUAAGAUUCGCAGCGAAUAGUUCGUUGGAGGUUUAUGGUUUUCUAUUGCUUUUGGGUGCCUUUGGGCUAGUGAGUGAGUUUGAUGGCGACGAGGUUUUGAAGCUUUUUGAUAGUGUUAAACAGCGUAAGCAGGCUACUGAGUUGUUUCGGGCUCUUGGUUUUGCUGAUGAUGCCUCUGAUUUUAUUCAAAAACUCAUUUCACAGAAUAAGCGACUUGAUGCUGUCAGAUUUAUUCAUGCAUUCGAACUGGUUGAUGAAUUCCCUCCUGUACCACUGCUUAAAGCCCAUUUGAAGGAUACCAAGAAGUUUGCAAGGAUGGGCUGCAGGGGAAAAAAAACUCUUAAAGCGCAGGAUGAGGCAACAGGUAAAGAAAUAGCUGCAAUAAAGGCUGUAAUAAAAUGUGUUAAUGAUUACAACCUUGGAUCCCAAUACUCUCCCGAUAACCUCAGAAACCGCAUCCAGCAGCUGAGAAAGAGUAGAAAAGAAAAAGCUUUGCAGCUGAGAAAGCCCAGCAUUGAGAGAGAGGUUACCGCAACAGCCUCAGGCCCAAAGGACCAGGUGCAACAAUGGGGUGCAAAUAAACGUACUUCCCCUAAGUGGCAAGCUCAGUCGAAUCAACAGAACAGAAAGAAGCAUCCUCGGAGGGAUGCAUUGCAUGCAUCUGAAAAUGAAGGUUUCUCAAACCAUUUGGUACAGCCAUCUUAUCAUCAGCCAGCAGGCUUCUUAGUGAGCCAAGGUGCUGAGUUCUAUGGAACGGCUACAGCAGCACCUAUCCCAAAUGUUCCAGUUGGUGUCACUUCCACCAUCCACACCAGGCAACCAGCUCAUCAUCAUCAUCAUCCAGAAAGCUCAGUCACUGGUCAGGAUGUGCACUACUUAGCACCAUCAGCUGGAAUGUAUAGUUUGUCACGUUCCUCUCCUGAGCCCCCUAUUGCAAGUGUAUCAGCUAGUCGAUAUGGUUUUCUGCAUUCUGGCUCCGUUAUCGAACACCGGAGCUCACCAACUGGACGUUAUGGAUUGUUGGUGAACUCGACUGCUGAACACUAUGGAAUGGGCAGUGCAGGUAUGACCUCAUUUGCUGGGCAGUAUGGAACAAGUGCUGCAAAUGGUAGUAACACUGGACGGAUUGGAUCAGCUGGUUUCCAUUCAAGCAUGCGCAUUGCUCCCGAAUCAAGUCCUGACAGAUCCAUUUUGUAUUUCACAGGAAACCCAUCAAGGAUCUCAAAUUAUUAUGAUAGGUAUGGAUCUUAGAGUAAAUGGCUAUGAUACCCUGUCUCAGUGCCCCCUAUCCAUGUAUCAUAUUUUGAUAUUGCACUUUACAAGAAGUUGUAAUUCUGUCAUUUCCAUUUCGGUUUUAUUUUUGAUUCAGUUCGAACAACCUUUAGGGGAAUUCUGUUUCCGCUCCCUGAUAUCCUCUUCUCUUUUAAAUAAAUUUAGCUUGUCUGGAAA
Messenger RNA from Carya illinoinensis, 2398 nucleotides. Its product is annotated as FRIGIDA-like protein 3. NCBI's taxonomy places the organism in Eukaryota, Viridiplantae, Streptophyta, Magnoliopsida, Fagales, Juglandaceae. The record is from RefSeq and is a predicted model, not a curated record. Bases 149 to 2200 code for a protein of 683 amino acids. The transcript is spliced from 3 exons.